Sander lucioperca (pikeperch) is the source of this 2876-nucleotide messenger RNA. RefSeq names its product cyclin-dependent kinase 17 (gene cdk17). Lineage: Eukaryota; Metazoa; Chordata; Actinopteri; Perciformes; Percidae. The transcript is spliced from 17 exons. Gene Ontology annotation, biological process: protein phosphorylation. Gene Ontology annotation, molecular function: protein kinase activity; ATP binding. Gene Ontology annotation, cellular component: nucleus; cytoplasm. The record is from RefSeq and is a predicted model, not a curated record. Bases 368 to 1951 code for a protein of 527 amino acids.
AGGAAGCCCCCUUAUUAACCACAGCGUGGUGAUUGAUGGCAGCUAGCUCGCACCCCUCCCGUCUCCUGUGUCGACAGCAGAUCCUCCUCCAGCCUCUUUAAACUGCUUUCACCGCCACACAAAACGACAUUUUGGGGGUUCGGUCUCAAGCUCUUCGUCCUCACACCCCUCGUAUCUCCCUGUAUGUUUCGGAGGAUAUUUCUUUUCUAACGUAGCGUUUGGAAUCGAAACCAAACACAGACGGAGCUGUGUUUUAGGCUACUUCAGUGGGCGGAUAAAGCGGAGGAGGGCAUCCGGGCCUGGCUGCUCCGGAGAGUUGGCUUGAAACCAGGGAAUUCACCAUUUUCAGGCCGUGCGCUGCCCUGCGAUGGAGAAGAUGAAGAGGAUUAAGAAGCGCCUGUCGUUAACACUCCGCUCCAGUCAGACCAUCGACGAGUCGCUGUCUGAACUGGCCGAGCAGAUGACCAUCGAGGAUGGCGGCACCAAGGACAAUGAGCCCUUCAUGAGGAACGGCCGCCCCCCCACCUCCCACAGCAUGCACUCCUUCCUGCACCAGUACACCGGCUCCUUCAAGAAGCCUCCGCUCCGCCGGCCGCACAGCGUCAUCGGCGGCUCCCUGGGGUCCUUCAUGGCAAUGCCACGCAACGGUAGUCGUCUUGAUAUUGUGCACGAGAACCUGAAGAUGGGCUCCGAUGGGGAGAGCGACCAGGCAUCGGGAACGUCUUCAGACGAGGUGCAAUCUCCGACUGGUGUCUGUCUGAGGAACCGCAUGCACCGGCGGAUCUCCAUGGAGGACCUCAACAAGCGCCUGUCGCUGCCCGCUGACAUCCGAAUCCCCGACGGUUACCUGGAGAAGCUGCAGCUCAGCAGCCCGCCCUUUGACCAGCCGCUCAGCCGGCGCUCCCGCAGAGCCUCGCUGUCGGAGAUUGGUUUUGGCAAGUUGGAGACGUACAUUAAGCUGGACAAACUGGGAGAGGGAACCUACGCCACAGUAUUUAAAGGACGCAGUAAGCUGACGGACAACCUGGUGGCACUGAAGGAGAUCCGGCUGGAGCACGAGGAGGGAGCGCCAUGCACCGCCAUCAGAGAAGUGUCGUUACUGAAGGACCUCAAACACGCCAACAUCGUGACGCUUCACGACAUCGUCCACACCGACAAGAGCCUCACGCUCGUCUUCGAGUACCUGGAUAAGGACCUGAAGCAGUACAUGGAUGACUGUGGAAACAUAAUGAGCAUGCACAAUGUGAAGGUCUUCCUGUUCCAGAUUUUGCGAGGGCUGUCGUAUUGUCAUAAGAGGAAAGUUCUCCACAGGGACCUGAAGCCCCAGAACCUCCUUAUAAAUGAGAAUGGAGAACUUAAACUGGCUGAUUUUGGUCUGGCGAGGGCCAAGUCUGUCCCGACAAAAACCUACUCCAACGAGGUGGUGACUCUUUGGUACCGGCCCCCCGAUGUCCUCCUGGGAUCCUCUGAGUAUUCAACACAGAUCGACAUGUGGGGUGUCGGUUGUAUAUUCUAUGAGAUGGCUGCAGGUCGGCCGCUGUUCCCCGGCUCCACCGUGGAGGACGAGCUCCACCUCAUCUUCAGGUUACUGGGUACACCCACGGAGGAGAAGUGGCCGGGAAUCUCCUCCAUCGAAGAAUUUAAAUCCUACAACUUCCCCAAAUACAAACCACAGCCGUUGAUCAACCACGCUCCCAGGCUGGAUGGCGACGGCAUCGAGCUGCUGCUGGCUUUCCUCAGAUACGAAUCUAAGAAGAGGAAUUCAGCUGAAGAGGCUAUGAAACAUUCCUACUUCAGGCAGCUUGGGACAAGAGUUCAGACACUGCCCGAGAGUGUAUCGAUAUUCACAUUAAAAGAAGUGCAGCUGCAGAGGGACCCUGGCUACAGGAACUCCUACAACCCAGAGUCAGGUAACGGCAAGAUCAACAGGAGGCAGAGCAUGCUCUUUUAAUGAAGAGGAUGAAGAAAAUGGUCUACUGCCCAGCUUUGUCAUCACUUCCCCCGCAAACCUCUCGCAUGAGCCCUCCUCCCCUCGGAGUGACACCCCCCCCCCCCUCUUACCUGCACACACACACAUGAACGUACACACACCUCUCUGAGCGAGUGACUCUGGGUUGAAUCUAUUUGGAGACUGUUUAUUUAUUGGGGGGGGGGGGUUGAAUUAUUUGCUGCUAAACUACUACUGUCUGUAUUUAACACACAGUGUGUGUGUGUGUGUGUGCGCGUGCAUGUGUGUGCGUGUGUGUACAUGAUGUGAACUCGAGACGCCAUGCACAGUUGAGCAGUCAGAAAGGUUACUGUUGUUUUUCUUCUGACUACGAUUCUCCGGCUUCGUUUGAGUUAUGAUUCCACUGAUGUUGAUGUCAACGCUGUGAUCCAAGUUGUUGUUCUUGUUGUCGUGCUCGGAGACCGAAUGCUUCAGUUUCUUCAGAUUUUUUUUUAUAAAUAUGUAUAUCUAUAUAUAUAUAUUUGUAAUUUAUGUUUUGUUUUUCUUCGAGCUUCCGUGACUGAACUUUACAACAUUUCCAGGUUUGGAAAGACUGGGACGCUAGAUGGUCUUGAUGGGGUGGGGGGGUGGGUGAGCAGAUUGUGGUAACAGUUUUAAGCUGAGGGUUAAAGAAGCACACAUAAUAGAGUCCAAUCAAACUGCGAGAACAUGAAAUCAACUUUUUUGUUCUUUUUGACCAUUCUGUCUCAGCAAUGGGACCAAAACUGAGGAGUAGGGGGAGGCAAACACAGCACAGUUGAAAGAGGAGAAAUACUGGAGCUGAACAGGAAGUUAUGUGAUGUCCCACAGGAAGCCAGCAAGCCUUCCCUUAAAACCCCUCACAAAACUGCCAGGACUUCAGUGCUUUUAAAAAAAAAAAAAAAAAAAA